This is a messenger RNA of Centrocercus urophasianus (Greater sage-grouse), 2771 nucleotides long. Its product is annotated as zinc finger and SCAN domain-containing protein 2-like. Bases 388 to 1800 code for a protein of 470 amino acids. Gene Ontology annotation, biological process: regulation of transcription by RNA polymerase II. The transcript is spliced from 3 exons. The record is from RefSeq and is a predicted model, not a curated record. Gene Ontology annotation, molecular function: DNA-binding transcription factor activity, RNA polymerase II-specific; RNA polymerase II transcription regulatory region sequence-specific DNA binding. Gene Ontology annotation, cellular component: nucleus. NCBI's taxonomy places the organism in Eukaryota, Metazoa, Chordata, Aves, Galliformes, Phasianidae.
UCGGUAGUGUUUCAGGCUUCCCACCUUUUUUAUGACAGUCAUCAAGCAGUAAUGCUUUUCUGCCACAUCCCCAGCUCUGCAAAAAAUAAUCUCUCUUCUGUAUCUGCUUUUUUCUUCUGCAGGUGCUCACCAUCUUGGGAUGCAUAUCGACUGUCUGUUUGGAGCUCCUCUUGAAUGAUAGCAGAAAGGGACUGAAGCAGAAAGGUGGUUUUCCUCUCCUAAAACCAUCAGGAUGUCUCAGCAGGGUCAGGCCUACCUACUGCCUUGAGCUGCUGUCCCUGACUUUUCUUUAACCUCGUGGGCAGAGUGAAGAGAAACAGCACUGUGUCCAGGAGGAACUGAACUCUGAAACAGUGGAGGUACUGCUCAAAAGCAGGUGGCCAGACCAUGGGUGACAUACAGAAGGCUCAACCUCAUCAGGAAAAGCCUGCGAGAGCUGACUUGCACCCGUUCAUCUCCAGAAGGCCCACUACAGGUACUCUGCAGGACUCUGAUGAAAGACCAGACUGCAAGCAGGAGCUGGAGAUGGAAAAUGAGGUGAAGCUGUCUUUUGUAAAGAGGCAGGGAAAGGGAGCUGUCAUGGCAGUGUGGGAUUGCGAAGGUGAUGGCACUCCAAUUGGCAAGGUGGUCCUUGCUGGGGACAGGCCAGACCCUCCAGUGUGUGGGAACAGCACCAUUUGGAUUCAGCAGGUGGGAGAGAAAACCUACGAGUGUCCCGAAUGUGGGAAGAACUUCAGCCGGAGCUCGUAUCUCAGCCAGCACCAGAGGAUCCACCUGGCAGAGAAACCCUUCAGCUGCUCUGAAUGUGGGAAGAGUUUCACCCGCAACUCAGACCUGAUCAAACACCAGCGGAUCCACACAGGAGAGAAGCCCUACCAGUGCAACGAGUGUGAGAAGACCUUCAGCCAGAGGUCCAACGUGAUCAGGCACCAGCGGACCCACACGGGAGAGAGGCACUACCAGUGCAAUGAGUGUGGGAAGAGCUUCAGCCAGAACUCGCAUCUCAUCGUCCAUCAGAGAAGCCACAAAGGAGAGAAACCAUUUCAUUGCCCCCGGUGUGAGAAAAGCUUCAGCGACCGCUCCUCCCUUAUCAUACACCGGAGGGUCCACACUGGAGAGAAGCCCCACAAGUGCCAGGUAUGCGGGAAACAUUUUCGAGACAGCUCAGCCAUCAUUCGGCAUCACAGGAUCCACACAGGAGAGAAACCCUACAAGUGCACCGAAUGUGGGAAAACCUUCCGCCAGAGCUCCUCGCUGGUGACCCACAUGCGGACGCAUACAGGCGAGAGACCCUACAAAUGCCCUGUGUGUGGGAAAAGCUUUAGCCAGAGCUCAGCACUCACCACGCAUCGCCGCAUCCACGGGGGAGAGGUGUUGCCCCUGUACCAUGGCAGCCUCUUGGCCAGCCCCUACCAAUGCGCUGAGUGCGGCAGGCGGUGCAGCGACCAACCCACUCUCAUCAAGCACCAGACCACGCAUGUGGAGGAGCGGCCCUACAUCUGCGUGGAGUGUGGGGACAGCUUCCGUCGGAGCUCAGCACUCAAUGUCCACUUGAGGAUCCACCGUGGGGAGAGACCCUACAAGUGUGAGGAAUGUGGGAAAACCUUCCGGCAUAGCUCAGCUUUGGGUGCACACUUGAGGAUUCAUGCGGGAUCCAAGCCCUAUGAGUGCGCUGAAUGUGGGAAAAGCUUCCGGAAAAGCUCGACGCUUAAAGUGCAUUUGAAAAUCCAUGUGGUCAAGAAGCCUUAUAAAUGUACCGUGGGUAGGAGGACUCUCUCUUCCUGUUCUCUUCUCCCAUAGGGUUGGUUGGAGCAGAAAAUGAGCAGAAUUUGGUUGUAUCUGAAGGCGUGUGAAAAACAUAGGUACUGAGAAUUACAGUGGCAAAAGGCUAAGGAGACACCGUAGCAGCUGUAGUGUCAGGGCUGGGUGCUUAACCCCAGUGGUAUGUUAAAUUAUGAGGUCAGGGAGCUCAUCCUAGGAACUGCGUACUGGCAGUUAAAAAGAGUACUGAGAGCUGAGGGGAGACCAAGUUCUGUGUAAUUUGGAGACUGUGAGUAUGUGGUAGAAUACAAGCAGAAGAAUUGGGCUUUUAAAAUAACUUUUCAACAAAGUGGAAGAUCAAAUUUAAAAGGUCCAAGUUGGCUCUCAUUCAGAACUCCAGCUCGUUAGGCACUGCAGUAGACUUAGAAACUCAUAUUUUCCAUUAAAUAUGGUGAGUUGACCCCGUAUUUGAGCAGGCACUUCCAAUUCCUUGAGUCCAAAACUGAGGAGCUGAACCUCAACACGUUCUGUUUUUCAAUCCUCUGUUCCAAAUCCUACAUGGGACGAUGAAUUCCUACCUCCAUACACAACAUCUGGGUGACAAAAUGGCCCAGUAAAGCGAAACUGACAGAGCUGUUCCCAGGCUUGGACGUGCAAGCAUAGCCAGUUGGAACACUGCCCAUCACCGGUGUUGGGCAGCUUUGUCCUCCUUGUUUUUUAACACCUUCCUGUUAGGGACAUCAACAAAACGUGGGCAAAACAGUGGCCUUACAUUGUUUAACCAAAAAAAAACAACAAGAAAAGGGUUCCCCCUAGAUGUGUGUGUGUUAUACUUAGCACGUAUGAUAGGUUCCUACUGGUAGGCAGGAGACUGUUUGCAAUUUUGUAGUCCUUUAGGUGAGAAAACUCUUCUUCAGCUCCCUGCUGUUUGUGCUUUAGUAAUGUGUAAAGCUCGGUGUUAAGUUAGGAAUUCGAGCUUUAGGUUAGGAAUUCCUAUAUUACACGUAGUG